AUGAGAACAAUUAUUUAGAUGUAGUUUAUAUCUUAUAAUGUAGAAUAUAAAUAAGAAAAUGUUCAUUAAUUUAUUUAAUAACCAAGGGAGAUUGUAGAAAAUUUUUUUAAUUUCUCUAAUAUCUCUGCUGUACUAUUUCUAAUUUAAUAAAUUUAUAAUCAUUAUCUGAUAUUUUUUGAAUAUAUGAGUGAUAUUAGUUUAGGAAUACAGUAACAUUUAAUUACUAAAAAAGUCCACGUUAGUAAAGCGCUAGAAAAUAGUUUACUUAAUAAUAAGUCAAAUAUUUUUACAAUUCAAAUAUAUUUGAAGAUAGAAGAUAGAAUUAUGAUCCAUCAUUAUUUGAUAGAAACCAAUAAAUAAAGCAAGCCAAAACUCACUAAUAAACAUACAGUCCUCCAAUUUGUUCAAAAGUUUAAAGAAUCAAUAGUUCCCCAUAAUCUUAAAAAGAUUUAGAUAUUAUAACUGGAUUGCCAACAAUUGAAAGAAAAAUGUUUUUAAGCAAAAAACCUAAUUCAAAGCCCUUACAAGAAAAAAAAGAAAUUAAUCAGGAAAAUAAAAUACAAUCAAAAAAAGAAUAUGAAAGCUCCCCUGAUAAGAAAUUUGCUAGAUUAUAUUUUGAUAACAAAGUAUAUUCGAAUUUUAAAAAUAGAAAUAAUAUGAAUAAUGGUUAAUAUAAAAUAAAAAAUAUGAUGAUAUCAAUUAUUUUAAAAAGAAAAACACAAAUUAAAGCAAUCAUGAAGUUGAAGUAAAUAGCUAUUAUAAAAUUCAUGGAAAGAAUUGCAAUCAAAUUUAGAAUAAAUGA
Paramecium sonneborni is the source of this 802-nucleotide messenger RNA. The record is from the annotation of a GenBank genome assembly. Lineage: Eukaryota; Ciliophora; Oligohymenophorea; Peniculida; Parameciidae.